AUGUUCUCAUACUGUCUCCUUGCUAGCAUAUGUUUCGCCUAUAUUGCGCACGGGGUGCACGCAUUGCCGUCCUACUCUAACAAUGCGUCUGGCCCAUCGGGUCCGAUGGUUGAUGUGGGAUAUGCAGCAUUCCUGGGCAACGAUUCUAUCCCUGGGUUUCCCGGAAUUGAGUUCUUUGGCGGUAUACGCUACGUGCAGCCGCCGCUCGGUGAGCUGCGGUUCCGUGCCCCACAACGGCUCGAUGAGACUGUGGGUCCGCAUAAUGUGACGGAUGCCCGGGAUUGGGGCGACAUAUGCAUGCAAGAGCCCGCACAGGUUGGGUUCGGGUCGGAAGACUGUCUGACCCUUAAUGUGUGGAGAUCAGCCGGGACACAAGCAGGUGAUAAUGUUCCUGUGGCUCUGUACAUCCAUAGCGCACAGGGCUUUCCGAUGAGCAGCUGGGUGAAUGAGACAGGCGGCGCGAUGAUGGGCGUCAAUAUCCAGUACCGGCUAGGGAUGUUUGGGUUUCUUGCGUCGGCGGCCGUGCAAGAGGACGGGGACAUGAAUGCUGGUCUGCUUGAUCAGCGUGCAGCGUUCGAUUGGGUGAGACGACACAUCUCGAGGUUCGGCGGGGACCCCGGCAGGAUAACUGUCAGUGGACAGAGCGCGGGCUCUGCAGACAUAGUGCAUCAGAUGGUGUCGUACGGAGGGCAAGGCGAGCCACCAUUUCAGGCUGCAAUUGCUCAGAGUAUCGGGAUGGACCCGCUUCCAAUCGCUGAAGAAUACGAGCACUGCUUCGCGAAUGUCAGUGCGUCCGUCGGAUGCCUCUCUCCGACGAACACGUCACAGUCCAUCAUGGGCUGCCUUCGCGCGGCACCGCUAUCCGCUCUCGUUACGGCAAUCAACAGCAGACCAUCGAGCUGCGGCUUCCUGCCCGUCGUCGAUGGGACGAUACUGCCUGCGCUUCCGUCACAGCUGAUUGCGACAGGCAGGUUCCAUAGGAUGCCGUUCGUCGGUGGGCAUGUCACAGACGACGGGUCGAUCUUCGUCGGUGAUCCCGCGAACUUUGUGAACACGACGGAUGGAUUCGUCGCGUCCAUCAUGAAGCGAUAUACAUUGCUGUCCAACACCACCAUUGCGCGGAUGAUCGAACUGUAUCCGUUGAGCGACUUUCCGUCGCAAUGGGAGCGGGCGAAGAGGGCGUUCGGAGACACGGUGUUCACGUGCAUGGACUGGAUCAUCGCGCAGAAGCUGAUGUCCGAGGGUAGAACGGACGCGUACAACUACCGGUUCAACACUCCAGAUCCGGUGCAGCUUGCGGCGAACCCAUGGGAAGGUGUGAUGCACACGUCGGAGCUGUUCUUCCUGUUCCAGGGUGCGUCUUCUGGUCCCUCGCCGACGACUCCUAUAGCGCUGUUUGCGCCAUUCAACGCGUCGGAGAAGGUGCUUGCGACGGAGACGAUAGGGUACUGGACGAGCUUCUCUCGUGCGUUCAGUCCUAACACAUUCAAGCCGCUUGGAUCGUCGCCGGAGUGGCUCACGGCAGACAGUGGACGGCUUGUGAUAGAGGAGGGCGGCGUGAAUGGGACUGGUUCGUACAUGGAGGAGAGGUCCCAAGCAUACGAGGAGAGAUGUGCAUUCUGGAUGGAAGUUGGCACAGAGACGAGGGUCUCUGGGUCGUAUACGAUGGACUGCAUAAUCUGCUCUGCAGAUAUGCGAGGAUGUGUCAAGGAUGCGUACAUGGCACAGACACUUUGA
Molecule: messenger RNA, 1737 nt
Organism: Postia placenta MAD-698-R-SB12
Lineage: Eukaryota; Fungi; Basidiomycota; Agaricomycetes; Polyporales; Adustoporiaceae
Exons: 11
Coding region: 1-1737 (578 amino acids)
Source: RefSeq, a predicted model, not a curated record